Talaromyces marneffei is the source of this 1872-nucleotide messenger RNA. RefSeq lists its product as uncharacterized. The record is from RefSeq and is a predicted model, not a curated record. The transcript is spliced from 3 exons. Gene Ontology annotation, cellular component: nucleus; CCR4-NOT core complex; P-body. The coding region runs from base 1 to 1872 and encodes 623 amino acids. Gene Ontology annotation, biological process: nuclear-transcribed mRNA poly(A) tail shortening; regulation of DNA-templated transcription. Lineage: Eukaryota; Fungi; Ascomycota; Eurotiomycetes; Eurotiales; Trichocomaceae.
AUGACCUCGCGAAAGACCCAGCAAGAGAUCGAAAAGACCUUCAAGAAGGUCGCCGAGGGCAUGGCAACCUUCGAAGGGAUUUACGAGAAGAUUAAAGUUGCGAACAACACAACGCAGCGGGACAGAUUAGAAGAGAAUCUAAAACGCGAAAUCAAGAAACUACAAAGAUUUCGAGAUCAGAUUAAGACGUGGGCUGCAGGCAAUGAAGUCAAGGAUAAGACACCUCUGCUGGAGCAGAGAAGAGCUAUUGAAACCUGUAUGGAACAAUUCAAGGCAGUCGAGAAAGAUUUGAAGACCAAGGCGUACUCGAAAGAAGGCUUAUCAGCUGCCUCCCGACUCGAUCCGAAAGAAAAAGAAAAAGCUGAAUGUUGCGAUUUUCUGUCGAAUAUGGUUGACGAGCUCCAACAAAGAAUCGAAUCUAUGGAGGCCGAGGAAGAAGUGAUUCAGGCAUCACUGAAGAAAGGGAAGAAGGACGUGACAAAGGCCAAUCGCUUAGCAGACAUAUCGCGAGUGACCGAACGACAUAAGUGGCAUGUGAACAAACUCGAAUUACUACUACGGUCGCUCCAAAAUGGAAAUGUUGAGGUAUCGCAGGUCGUCGACUUGAAGGACAGUAUAAAAUAUUAUGUCGAAGAUGGUCAUAAUAUAGACUAUUCUGGAGAGGAUGAGACGCUCUAUGACGACUUAAAUCUUGGCGACGAUGAAACGGCGUUUGGAAUUGGUCACGAUAACGACCGAGUGUCUUCGCAGGAUACACAAUCCCUACCAGACGAGGAACAGGAGGUACGGACGAAACCGAAGGCUGAUUCAGUAUCGGGACGAAGACCGUCGACGCAACUCAAAUCACCGCUCCCUGUACUCGCCACGCUCCAUCCCGCAACAACUUCAUCAACGACGUCAAGUCCUAUGAAACCAGCGCCUCUCCCGACUCGACUGCCAGGCGAAACGCUAAAAUAUGCAUCCGCUGCAGCGGCAGCUGCAGCGAGCGAUCGAAGCGGCGUCGGUAUUGCACCGUUGCCUCCCCCACCUGGUUCCAGUCCGGCAUCCUCAUCGGCAUUUCCUGUCUCAAAGGCUGGCUCGACAUAUUCCCCAGGCGUCACCUCAGUACAACUGGCAUCUCGUGUUGUAUCAACGCCUGAGCCGACUGAAAAGCCGUCCCGGACCGAAUCUCCAGCACCUACACAAGCAGCAAGUGUUAAGCCUGUAUCAGCAACACCAGAUCUGCCCAUACCCGCAGCGGGGAAGCAUGAAACGGCUCCUUCUAAAGCAACAUCCUCUCAGAUAGAGAAUGGCAACGUUUCAAAAGAAGAAACGACUCCAGCAGCAACGACGACGACGAAUGCUCAAGAUGAGUCAAUUUAUCACUUGCCCCCGGGACUGCAAGACUUGAUUCAAUCUUUUGAAGCAACAAAGACUCGUGGCGAGGCUAAUAUUUCGUCGGCAUCUGUGCAAAGACUUCUCGCAGCCUCACUAAAUUCUUGUCCAGAACCUGGAGAUGCAGAAAAACCACGGCAUUAUAAGCCCCAAAACCCCUACAACACACCGCUUUAUUACCCACAAGAACCUCUUCCGAUCUUUGACGAUCACCGAUUGUAUGAUACGGGACGUAUUGACACGGAUACUCUAUUCUACAUUUUCUACUAUCAGCAGGGGACAUAUCAACAGUAUCUUGCCGCAAAGUCAUUGAAGAACCAAAGCUGGCGAUUCCACAAACUCUACCAGACUUGGUUCCAACGACAUGAGGAACCAAAGAUGAUAACGGAAGAAUUUGAGCAAGGAACCUACCGAUUUUUUGAUUAUGAGAGCACUUGGAUGAAUCGAAGAAAAGCGGACUUCAAAUUUAUCUAUAAGUUCCUAGAAGAUGAUCUAUGA